Hydractinia symbiolongicarpus is the source of this 3364-nucleotide messenger RNA. RefSeq lists its product as uncharacterized. Lineage: Eukaryota; Metazoa; Cnidaria; Hydrozoa; Anthoathecata; Hydractiniidae. Gene Ontology annotation, molecular function: histone binding. The transcript is spliced from 2 exons. The record is from RefSeq and is a predicted model, not a curated record. Bases 37 to 2931 code for a protein of 964 amino acids.
GACUCUGAAUGAAACGGGUUUACUUUUAAAAAAAACAUGGCAGCAAAUUCGGUGGUAAUUAUUUCUUCUAGUGAUGAAGAAGGUGAAUUGGAUACUACAGUUUCGAACCAAAAACAAAAUAAGGGAAAAAAAUAUAUUAGAGACAAAGAAGAUGAUUUUGUCACGCUUCUUUCAAUGUUUGGAAAAAUAUUGAAGGAUGAAAAACGCCUAAAACUAUUAUGCAAGAUGCGAAAUUUGGCACCAGAAAAUUUUAAAUCGUCUGACGAGUUUCUGUUGUUUAUCAGGACUGUUAUCUUAGAGCUAAAAGAAUCACCAGAAACGGGAAAUGCUCUUUUACUUAUGACAUCAGUAUGUCAAACAUUGGAUGUAAGGAAAGUAAUGUGGAGUUCACUAAAGAAGAAACCUGGAAAAGAGAGAUUAUCGAAAACAAGAUUAAUGGAAACAGAUGUUGAAAAACUUUCACAAAAUUUCAGCACAUCCACUGAAACGCGGAAUGCAACUUCUCCUAUUAAAGAUGCAGCUAUAAUCAACUCGUCUAAAGGUUCUAAUUGUGACCACAAUGUUAACGCGACAAAACCGGAUUCCGCAAAACUAGAUACGGCAAAACUGGAUAAUACAAAAACUGUUUCGACAAAACCGGUUUCGGCAAUUGGUAAAAUGAACAUGGACGCCCUUUCCAAACAAAAGUUGACGUUUAAUCCCAGAUCUAUUGAAAAUAUGGCCAAGAAGCUUAAGCGCAAUCAAACUAACUUUGUAGAGGAGUGUUUAAAACAAUCCAGGGAGAAGACUGCACCAACUGUAAUUCCCAAACUUUCUAAUAUUUCGCCAUGCACAGUCAGCCUGAAUGACAUGAAGAUAGUACACCCAGAAUCAGAAAAUAAAAUUUCUUAUGAUAAGAAAUUCAAAACGACGUCACAAGUAAGAACUAAACAGUCAUCUGCUUCUAAUAAAAACGAAGGAUCAAUGGAGAAAACUUCUAAGAGUCUCUCCAGAGAUAUAUCUGCUUGUUCUUCCUCUACCAAAGCUCCAAUGGAGGAGUCUAACCAACCUAGUAAACUCUCUCGCAGUGUUAGUCCACCUUGCGUCAUCGUGCUUGAUGACGACGAUAACGAUGAAGCACAGCCAACACAACUUACGAUUCUACGUCAACACGGUAUGAAACCACGAAUGGACAGGCAAAAGCCUGGCGAUGUGUCGCCAAAAAAAAUGUCGAAAAAGACAAAAAUCAAACUACUUGCAAAAAAGUUGGAGUUUAUGGAGAAACAGAUUGCGACGUACAAUGAACAAGAGUUGUCGUUGAAAGAUAUGUCGUCAGACGAAAGCGUAUACUUGUUGGAAAGUAAAUUGAAAGAGAAGUUCUUGAAAACGUGGAGACGUUAUUGUGUUUUGGUUGGCGAGGAUCCUGACGUAAUCGUGGCUACGAAAAGAAAAAUCAAAGUGACUAGUUCGCCUUUUCCGGAGAUUAAUCGCUCCGUACAAAAUUACAUUAAUCGUACCGGAAGCUUUCCAAACUUAUUUGAGAUUAAACAAGUUUGUUUGCAAGCAAACGACAAACAUCAACUUGACUUGAAGCUGAACGAUCUUCAUCACUGUGCUGUAGACGUCUUUACGGAAGUCGGGAGAAAACUGCAGAAGAAUCGCGAGAAAGAAAGUCGACAAAAUGGCGGCAAUUUGUUGACGGAUAAAGUUAAGUUAGAAGACGAUCCAGCUCUUUAUGAUGAUAACUUAAAGCGAAAACUGAAACACAAUCGAAAGCUGGCGAAGAAGCGAACGGAUGAAGUUUUUACGGACUUCGUUCGUCAACAGUUUGAACAAGAAUCAUGCGCAAAUCACGCCGGAGAGGACAGUGAAAGUAGCGAGAGCGAUCAUCUUGAGGAAACUUUAGAGAAAUUAAGAAAAAAAGAUUUAAUUCGAAAUAAAGAACUGAAAAGAGAACUUGUCGGAAAAAAGGCGAGUUUACCGCCAUCGAAGAAAGUACGGAAAGACAAAACUGUAAUUAGCGUGACUGUUUCAUCUUCACAAGAAGUCGACGAAGUGAAUAAAAAGGUGGAUUACAUGGUAACUAUCGAUAGUCCACUGACUAAAUCAAAAAAAUUAAAAUUACCUCCAAGACGAGAAAAUUCCCCAAGACUUUUUGAGUUAGAUCAUUUAACAAGUUCCAGCAACGAUAGUAAUAUCCCCAGCAUGCAUACGCCCCCUAUUUCUUGCACAUCUUCUGGAAAGUCUUCUAAAACAGAACUAAAGCCUUCAACCAAUGAUCGAGCUAAGGUCAAGCCUUUAACAUUUACACACCCCAGCCCAUCAUUUUUCAAGGAAUCUACUUUUCAAUCCGCGCAACAUCAAGAACAUGCAAGGAAAGCUGGCCCUAGUUCUUACAGCAACUACUAUUCCAAAAAAGCAAAGCAAAGCGCUAAUGUCACAACCGACAACGAGCGUGAGGAAAAUGAGAAUAUAGUCAAGACUUUGUUCACUGAACUGGAGGAAACUAAGAAAAAGAAGAAAUCGCCGGCUAGUUACUAUUCACAGAAAGAAAAGAUCAGCUCUAUUUUAAAGGGCAUUGAACUUGAAAAGAACAAGAGCUCUGUUUUGAAUGGCAUUGAACUUGAAAGGAACAAAAGCUCUGUUUUAAAGGGCAUUGAAUUUGAAAAGAACAAAGGCAUAGAUAACACUCCUUCGUUUGAUAGUAAACAAGAAGAAAAUGAAAGAACAUCGAAAUUGCCAUAUGAUAGAUCAGCUUUACAUACAAACUCGAGCAAACGUUCUUUGACUGAUAAAAAUAUUUUGGGUAUAACGAAAACGAACAACGAAAACGAGUAUUCAAAUUAUACUUCGCCUCUUAGGAAAUUUAGAAAUAAAAAUACGGAAGACGUGACACAAGCACGUCAAACGAAGUUGAACGUCGUAGUGAUAUCGGAUGAUGAAGAUGAGUAAAAGUGCGAGCUGUAUACCCUAUCGAAUAAAAAAUGUCGAAGCAAAGUGAUGGUAAUUUUUGACGAUUACAAAAAUUUUGUCCCACAAUAAGGUGCAUUAAAAGAAUUAUUGUAAAAAGCUGUUUUUGGAUAUUUUUUACCGUCUUAUAUGCAAAAAGACUAAGAAGAAAAACGCGAAUUUUUUUAAAGUGAAAAUAAGAGCUGCUGUUCAAUGUAUAGCUCCCACCCCCUUUCCUCCUUCCCCAAGGUAUGUUAAAAUUAUGGCCCCAAAAGUAGUUUCCGCUCGGUGCUUGCGAGUAAAUUUUUGAUAUGUAACAGAAAAAUAUUUGGAAAUCGUCUUAUACUAUAUAUCUAUAUAUUUAUAUUUAUUCUAUUUAUCUUUUAUAAUAUAUAUUGUACGCUUUCCCAAAUACGUUCGGGAACUAAAAAAAACU